Fusarium keratoplasticum is the source of this 1317-nucleotide messenger RNA. RefSeq names its product Zn(2)-C6 fungal-type domain-containing protein. The transcript is spliced from 5 exons. Bases 1 to 1317 code for a protein of 438 amino acids. Gene Ontology annotation, cellular component: nucleus. Gene Ontology annotation, molecular function: DNA-binding transcription factor activity, RNA polymerase II-specific; zinc ion binding; transcription cis-regulatory region binding. Gene Ontology annotation, biological process: positive regulation of transcription by RNA polymerase II. The record is from RefSeq and is a predicted model, not a curated record. NCBI's taxonomy places the organism in Eukaryota, Fungi, Ascomycota, Sordariomycetes, Hypocreales, Nectriaceae.
AUGACACCCAGCUCAUCCAAGGGUCCAAACAAGGUAAAAAAGAGGCCAAAAGUUAGAGGAUGCUACCAAUGUUCUCGUCGACGCAUAGACUGUGACCGCCAAGAACCGACAUGCGGCAAGUGUGCAUCUAAAGGAAUCACCUGCAGUGGCCUGGGACUGCGGUAUCGUUUUAACGAUGGCAUCGCCGCUCGUGGGAGGUUUGUGGGAAAAACGGUACCUGUCGUUGACUUCUCGAAAGAUAAGAACAAGCCCACUAAAGAGAAGGAGAAGAAAAUCGUUGGCGACGAGUCAGUAGCCGAGGAUACGCAGGAGGAGAGCAGUAUUACUCAAGUCGCCGUUCAGAGGGAGACUCUGUUCCAAAUCGACGGGGGCCUUGAUCACAUUGAUGGCAAGACUCGGUUUUCCCUCCAAUAUUUCUCGAAUCACAUUGCCAAUCUCAUCGCGGUCAUCAACCUAGGCUUCAACGGCUACCGAGACCUCGUCCUCCCACAAGCCGAGAUCGACCCACUUGUACGGAAAGCGAUUGUUGUUAUCGUCGAGCAGCACCUCUCCUUGCAGAACGGCACAACCGUCUCCUUGGAUCCCACGGCAUAUAGCAGCCUUGUGCGGGAUCUCAUUACUAGAUCCCAACGAUGUGCGCCCCAAGAUGAUGAGUCGGCGCUCACUGUGUUGCUUCUACUGCACAUUCGCGAGAUGAUCAGUGGAAGUCCCAACUUUAAACUCGUUUACGGGUCUUUGCGAGUUGUAGUCAAUGCUCUUGGGCAGGGUCUAGAUGAAAUGGCCUCAGAGCUCAGGAAAUUCGUCGAGAUGCAGAUUUUAAGAGUCUGCCUCUUUGGAGAGUCCCUCUUCAACGAGACCAACGGCGCACAAUUCAUCCAAGCACAGCAGCAAGCUUGUCUUGGAUUCAUACCCUGGUGUCUCCAAUUCCAUCCUGAGCUGGAAGGGCUCAUCUUGCAGCUGGCAGACCUGACGACCUGGGCCUGUGAUAUAUAUGUCCAGCGAGCAAUCUUCAACCCCCCAGCAGAAGAGACAGUCCCCAUGAUUGAAAGGUUCAAGCGUGCUAUCGAGGAGGUGGAUGCUUACAUCGACAUUGUCGGGCUACAUCUCCUUGCUUGGCCGUACUUUAUCGUCGCAGCUGAGAGCUCAACAUUAGCCCAUCGAGAUUUCUUCCUUAAGAAACUUGAAUCGUUGUAUAACAUGACUGGCUGUUGGAAUAUCCUCCGGGCUAUUGAUCAGGUCAAGGAGAUUUGGGCAUCUCAGUCUUCGAUCAGGUGGACGAGCAUGCUGGGUGGCCCGACGCAGGCUUUAAUCAUGUAG